Elgaria multicarinata webbii is the source of this 3241-nucleotide messenger RNA. RefSeq names its product glycerophosphodiester phosphodiesterase 1 (gene GDE1). Gene Ontology annotation, cellular component: plasma membrane. The coding region runs from base 13 to 1002 and encodes 329 amino acids. The record is from RefSeq and is a predicted model, not a curated record. The transcript has 6 exons. NCBI's taxonomy places the organism in Eukaryota, Metazoa, Chordata, Lepidosauria, Squamata, Anguidae. Gene Ontology annotation, molecular function: glycerophosphodiester phosphodiesterase activity. Gene Ontology annotation, biological process: N-acylethanolamine metabolic process; phospholipid metabolic process; ethanolamine metabolic process.
GCCGCCGCCGCCAUGUUCUGUCACUCCGAGGGCUUAGUAGCCGCCUUCUCGACGCUGCUGCUGGCGACGCUGGCGCUGAGCCGGAGCGCCACGCUCUCGUGCCUGCUGACGGGCGGCCUCUACUUGGCGCUGCGCCUCUUCAGCCUCGAGCCCGUGCCCCCUCAGCGGGCCCAGGCCGUCGUGCAGCCGCGGGGCAACCCAGCGCGCAUCGCCCACCGCGGCGGCGGACACGACGCGCCCGAGAACACGCUGGCCGCCAUCCGACAGGCAGCUGAGAAUGGAGCAACAGGUGUGGAAAUUGACCUUGAAUUCACUGCUGAUGGCAUUCCUAUCCUGAUGCAUGACGACACAGUAGACAGGACCACUGAUGGGUCUGGAAGUUUACGUGACUUGACAUAUGCUGAGAUUAGACAGUUUAAUCCAGCUGCUAAACAUAAAUUAUGGAGGGAUUAUCGUGGGGAAAGAAUACCAACAUUGAAAGAAGCUGUUUGGGAAAGUAUGCAUCAUGACCUCAUCAUUUACUUUGAUGUUAAGGGCCAUGCAAAUCAGGCAGUUGAAGCCCUAAAACUCCUUUACCUGGAAUAUCCUCGGCUGUACAACACUAGCAUCGUUUGCUCUUUUAUGCCAGAUGUUAUCUAUAAGAUGAGGCAAGCUGAUAGGAACGUUAUAACAGCUCUGACUCACAGACCGUGGAGUUUUAGUCACCUUGGAGAUGGGAAGCCUCGCUUUGAGUCCUUUUGGAAACACUACUGGAUGAUGGCAGUUGACGUUAUCGUAGACUGGAGCAUGCACAAUUUUCUGUGGCACUUAUGUGGAGCUUCAGUUUUUCUGAUUCAGAAAAAUUAUGUUUCGCAGGACUACGUGAAUCAGUGGUCUUCCAAAGGAGUUCAAGUUGUUGCUUGGACAGUCAACACAUUUGCUGAAAAAAUACACUAUGAAAACGUUCUCCAGACCAGCUAUAUUACUGACAGCUUACUAGAGGAUUGUGAACCUCACUAUUAGUUUUAGCCGUUUCUGGAUGCUUCUGGAUUUGCCUCAUAUGACAGAUUGAAGUUCAUCAGCAGCGGAACUUCGAGGAUUCAUAUUAUCAAGAGUGCAUUGAUUCUCUUUGGACAGAAUUAUUACAGUGCAAAUUGUAUCAAAAGAUCUCUCUUUGUCAUGCUGGAUUCAGACUUAACGUUACAAUCGCUUGUAAUCUUAGAAAGAAGAACCGAGAUUUUGGGUAAGAUCUGCCUGCGCAGCCUAAGAAAGAAAAAUGAUAUCAGGUUGACUUGGUUCAAUGCAUGUGUUGGAGGUCCAGAAGAGUUAACACAGUUCAUAAAAGCUGCUUGAUGUUGGAAAAAAGUAUUGAUAUUAGGCCUUCACAAAUCACUGGUGUUACUUGAAAUGCAAUAAUUAGUCUGUAUUUAGGAAAGGAACAGUACAAGGGAGACAUAGCUUAGAUUGUCCUUGAGAGAGGAAGACCUGCAACUAAAGCCAAAGUUCAUGUCCUUUCUCUUCACUUUUCACUCUGGAAUCCAGGUACCAUGCUUGAAAAUAAUGUGCAUUUGAUACCUUAUGGGCACAGGCAAGGCUAUGUGGAGUAGAAACUUCCCUGAGGGGCAUGGGCAACAAUUAAGAGGCGUUUGGUGAAAAGCUCAGGCAUGGAAACAACCUAGGGCAACAUAGCCAGAGCUAAAAUGUAGGGGUAACAUGAAGAGUGAGCAUUUAUUGGCUCACACCAGUAUCUAGGCCUCCGUCAGAGGUUUGUGCCGCAAACCCUAAGUUUUGUACCAUCAACCACAAGUGUGUAACCGUUAAACCAGGGGAUCAUUUUGAAGGUCAUAUAUAUCCUCCAAACUGUUAGAAAGGUUUUGUGCCACCAGGCCAUCAUUGGCAUAUUUGUUACUGGAAAUAACUAAAAAGUAACAGUCAGAUAUCCACUUCUAUAGAGUCAAAUAGCUCUCCUCCUUUCAUAUAUUUUUUUCAAAUUCAUUUUUCAGGCAUUUAAUUCAGGCAUCUUCUACAGUUGACUCUGGGGCAUUGGAUGCUGUCAACUCCUCUGCAUGUUGGGCUUGUCUCUUUACACACUUCUCCAUUUCACCAAGCAUCCCCACGUUGUUCAGGGGAUACUGUUUGACUGACACACCUCAACUACACCUGUCAAAUUUGGUUUCUGUUACAUGUGCCUUCCUUCUUGCACACUUGCUACACAGUUGCUGGAUUCUUUUUCGUGUUCCAUCUCUUCUGAUUUUUCCUCUAUUAGUACUUUUUGCAUUACUGGUACUUCUCCAUCUUGACAGACUGCAGCGUGUGGAAAUCUCUCCUCCCAUACAUUUUAUUCAAAGAAAUGAGCUACUUCAGGGGGCAGGAGAGAGCUCUGUUUGGAGAUCACAAUGUCUGGCCAUUGUGACUUGCACCAAUCACCCAAUAAAAGCUUGUGUAUGUCUCCAUGCUAGAGCAGGCCGAGAUUGCAAGGGAAAGCAAAAUAUCCUAUUCUGUUUGUAAUUCUAAGGAAUGUUAGUUAUGAAACCAGAAGUCUACCAUCUCUGCAAAACCUCUGCCAAAGUUUUGUGCCGUUUCGUGUGGGGUAGUGACAAACAUUCUUGUGGUUUGUGGCACAAACCUAGCACAAAUUCUUGGCAUGGUAUGGCUAUGCCUGGCACCCAAAGGAGGUUUGGGGCUGGAUGUGAUGCCAUGCCAUCUUGAAGAGGACACUCUCCUGCAUGUAUGAUCUGGGCUGACCCAAAGCUUACUGUAGAGUUCUCACCAAUUCUUUAGUCUUUCUAUGUAGUUGAUCUCUAAUUGCUACGCGUACACACAGUUGACAGUGUCUUCCGUUUGAAGAAAGCAUUGGGCGAUGUUGUAGGGGACAUGCUCUUGGAGGUGGGGUGCAUAACCCUAGUUCCUUAAUUGUAAUUGUCAGAUGAGGAAAUUCUGUGUUAAUGAGUGCUACGCAAAAAUACCGAUUUGAUUAGACAAAAUUAUUUAUCUCAAAGGGCAUAGUCCCCGAGUCAUCGAGACAUGUUAUGUGGUAACCUAAUGCUUAUUCUGGGGUGCAGGGGCAUAUAAAUAAAUGUUAGUUCCUUUGUUUCGAACUUUUGCUCAAAAUAAGGAACAUUACAACUUCGUUUUGCAAGUGAUGUAACACUAGUCAUUGUUCCCCCAUCAAAAUGUCGAAGGGCGAUUAAGAAACACACAAUCAAAUUUACAUUUCACCAUGGUUGGAAAAGACCAGAGCUUGCUUUAUCAUUCUUUAUAA